Hemibagrus wyckioides is the source of this 1614-nucleotide messenger RNA. RefSeq names its product B2 bradykinin receptor-like. The transcript has 2 exons. Gene Ontology annotation, molecular function: bradykinin receptor activity. Gene Ontology annotation, biological process: vasoconstriction; smooth muscle contraction; G protein-coupled receptor signaling pathway. Lineage: Eukaryota; Metazoa; Chordata; Actinopteri; Siluriformes; Bagridae. The record is from RefSeq and is a predicted model, not a curated record. The coding region runs from base 1 to 1143 and encodes 380 amino acids. Gene Ontology annotation, cellular component: membrane.
AUGACUGCUUUAAGAUCCCACUCGCUGUGUUUUAAAGCAGUCAGACAUGUGGUUUGCUCUGUAGAGAGGGAGGGAAAGUGGCAGCAAAUUGUCAGAGGAAACCAGCACAUCUGGAUUGAAUUUCGGAGCCAUCUCAUUCAGACGAGCUACCAAAUGGAGACAGAAAUCCCAGGAGCAACACCCUCAGCCUUUCCCACCAAUCUGACAAAUCAUAGCCUGUGUCCUGAACCAGAGGCAUGGGACUGGUUGUACACCAUGCAGCCAGUAUACAUGCUUAUCAUCUGUGUGCUAGGAAUCCUGGGAAAUGUCUUUGUCCUGCUAGUAUUUUGCCUGCACAAGAAAGCCUGUUCUGUGGCAGAGAUAUACCUGGGUAACCUGGCUGCAGCUGACCUCCUCCUGACAUCUUGCCUUCCUUUUUGGGCCAUCAAUGUGGCCAGUGGUUUUGAAUGGCAGUUUGGCUCGCUGAUGUGUCGUUUGGUAAAUACAUGCAUCAAAAUGAACAUGUACUGCAGCAUCUAUAUACUGGUAUUAGUGAGUGUUGACCGCUACCUGGCUCUGGGGUUUGCGCUGACUUAUGGCAGAAUGCGACGGCCCUGGUACGCCAAGGUGAGCUGCUUGGCUGUGUGGAUCCUGGGAAUCAUCCUGAGUGUGCCAACAUUUAAAUUCAGGGAGGUAAAGUACAUCUCCGAGUACUCGGUCACUGCUUGCAUACUGAUCUACCCCAGUCAAAAGGUGGAAUUGGCCUGUGACAUUCUGCUUGUCUUGCUGGGCUUCAUCAUCCCUGUGACUGUCAUUUCCUACUGCACUUGCAAGAUUAUACAAGCAUUGCACUGGCAAGUAAUGGGCAGGUUCAAUGCAGUAAAUAAAGAGAGGAAAGCAACAGUGCUGGUGUUAGCUGUUCUUCUGGCUUUUCUGCUGUGUUGGAUUCCUUUUCACCUGGUAACCAUUUUAGAUAUCCUGAUAAGAUCUGAAAUAUUAAGUGGAUGUACAUUUCAAAAUGUCCUGGAUAUCUGUAACCAGAUAUUCACGUAUUUGGCAUUGAGCAACAGCGUGCUCAACCCAAUCCUCUAUGUGAUAGUUGGCAAAAACUUCAGAAAGAAAGUGAUGGAGCUCCAGUCAUCAACACGGAAAACAUUUGCAUGAUUAAUAAAAAGAAAACUAUUUAAAUCAUUGAACAGAUUAAAUAAGCAUUUGUUUUUAAAAUAUGUAACCAAUACCUGACACCAUCACUGUUUUAAUGUCAUGAUUUAUGUAAAUGUUGUUAAUUUAUAUUUCUCAAAGAAAUUUCCUGAUGUUUAACAGCCUUUGUAUUUGCAUGUGUUAUCCAAUAUAUUAUUGUAUUGUUGUAUUGUUGAAUUAGUAUUUAUGUACCGAAUGCAGGUGCAGCAUUAGCACAUAAUAUAAGUAAGAUCUAUACUUGUAUAAUUAAUCUCAGGCUAGUUAAGAUAUGACAGUAAUUAACACUGUGUGUUAGGAUAAUAUUUGGAUAUAUUUCAGUUUCAAAUGAGGACUUCUGUAACCAUUAAAAAUAAUUAUGUCUGUUUUUAAUGUUUUCUGAAACAAUACAUAUACACUGAAUAAAGGUUUUUUGUUAAUAAUUUAAGUAAAUAGUUG